AUGGCUCCCAAUCUCCCGAUCGACGAAGCCCACUUGGUGGCAUCGUUCAUGGAAGACGUUGCGUAUGGGAUAUUUCUGGUGUCGUUCGGUUUCUGUAUCCGCGUGCUCCUGUUCACGAAGGCCGGCACGUUGAAACAGACGAAGCGAAUCAACUGGCCCGUGCUUGCCGCCACGCUGCUCAUGGCCACCUUCGCGACGCUCAACGUCUCUUUCGACCUGCGGUUCAACAUCGUGUCUUUCGUGCUCUACACCGGACCUGGCGGCGCCAAGGUCGCGUUUUCCAGGAUCGGGGAGUGGGUCAACGUCAUGAAAUCGGUGGACUACGUCGUGCAGACGCUCAUCGGCGACGGCAUGCUGAUGUACCGCACGUACUUUGUAUACAACAAGGACUGGCGGGUCGUCGCGUUCCCGAUGCUCAUGUGGGCAGGAUGCAUAGCGGCCGGCGUCUGCGUCGCGUGGGUCGAGAUUAUGCUCCAUAACGGCGCGACGCUCACGGAAUCGAGGCUGACGCACGUCAUCACCGCGUUCCUCGCGCUCACGCUGAUCCUCAACCUCAUAUGCACCUCGCUCAUUGUGUACAGGCUGUGGAGGAUCCACUCGCAGGUCGCUCCCACCCUGGCGCGGCCGAGCACGACGGCCCACGCCAUCCGCGUGAUCGUCGACUCCGGGCUGAUCUACACGACAUGGGUGGUCAUGUUCUUCGGAACGUCCCUGGCACACAGCAACGGCCAAUACGGAGUGUCCGAGACGGUUGUCCAAGUUAUCCCGAUCACGUUCAACCUCAUCACGAUCCGUGUCGGCCGCGGCAUCGCGACGGGCGUGCCGAGCACCGUGCUACAGCCGGCGAACAGGAUACCGCUGCGGAUCGUGAAGGAGGAGAGUCAGUACAGGCACACGGACAUGUCCGGCGGCGAGGAGGCGGCCGAGGGGACGGCGGCGUUCGCGGAUGUGUCGGGCAAGCGGGAAGCGGCGUCGAUGGUCCUGCAAUUGGUUCAGAAUCAGGCUGAUGUCUUCUUCGCCUUCCUGGCCCUUGAGGUAGAGGGCCUACAGCAGCCAGCUGUUGAGCCAGGUGAGGUGGCAUCUAUGUGA
Molecule: messenger RNA, 1089 nt
Organism: Gloeophyllum trabeum ATCC 11539
Lineage: Eukaryota; Fungi; Basidiomycota; Agaricomycetes; Gloeophyllales; Gloeophyllaceae
Exons: 9
Coding region: 1-1089 (362 amino acids)
Source: RefSeq, a predicted model, not a curated record